Carassius gibelio (silver crucian carp) is the source of this 1557-nucleotide messenger RNA. RefSeq names its product GTPase IMAP family member 9. The record is from RefSeq and is a predicted model, not a curated record. Bases 89 to 1033 code for a protein of 314 amino acids. Lineage: Eukaryota; Metazoa; Chordata; Actinopteri; Cypriniformes; Cyprinidae. Gene Ontology annotation, molecular function: GTP binding. The transcript has 3 exons.
CGUCUCGUCUGAUGGUUUGAGCUGAUUCUGUGCUGUCUGGACUGUAUCUGGGUGUUUGUCUCUUUAAGUGUCAGUCGUGUGUGUGAAUAUGGCGGAGGACAGCGAGUCUUCAGCUGGUGGCGGGUCGGCUGAGGUCCGGAUGGUUCUUUUGGGUCAGACGGGCUCAGGUCGGAGUUCAUCUGGAAACACGAUUCUGGGUCGCUCCGCCUUCUGGUCGGAUGUGUCGCCCCUGUCGGUCACCAGCCGGUGUCAGCGUUCAGGGGGCGUGGUGGAUGGGCGGAGCCUGCGGUUGAUUGACACCCCGGGGUUCUUCCACACCUGUCUCAGCCCGGAUGAGGUGCGCGCGGAGCUGAGCCGGUGCGUGGAGCUGAGCGCGCCCGGACCGCACGUGUUCCUGCUGGUGCUGCGCGCCGGACGCGUGACGCGCGAGAGCAGCGCCGCUCUGGACUGGGUCAGCGCCGCGUUCGGACCGCAAGCCCUCCGCUUCACCACGGUCCUGAUCACGAGCGGCGACGCGCUCCGAGACAAACCCGCCGACGUCUUCCUGAAGGAGAGCGAGGAAUUAUGGGAGUUUGUGUGCAGCUGCGCAGGCGGCUAUCACGUGUUUGACAACACUAAAGGUGCCGAGGAGAGGUCGCAGGUCACCGAGCUGCUGGAGAAGACGGAUCUGCUGAUGGAGCGUAACGCAGGAGCACAUUACACCGCUGACAUGCUGCUGCAGGCUGACACUGCUGUACGCCACACGCAGCAGAGGAUUCUGGGAGACGAUCAGGAGGAGGAUGAAGAGGCCAGGAAGAGGACAGAGGGUCUGUUCUGGUACGAGCUGCUGACGGCUAUGGGCCGCGGUGCGGUGGAGGCGUCCGGCGUGAUGGAGAAGGGGAAGGGCAAGGGGAAGAAGGUCAAAGCUGUGCAGAGGGUGGCGGCCAUCGCCUCCACACCGCUGUCAAUCACAAGCGCUGCUAAAGUGAUGGGCGGAGCCAUGAGAGAGGGAACCAAAGUACUGUACAAACACAAGAAGAUGCUCCUGCACUAACACACACACUUCAGAGACGACAUGAAUAAGCAGACAAAAAUAUGCAGCAUCAUCAUCAACACUUCCUCUAGAUGUGAUCAAAUGUUUGCACUACAAGAUAAUGCAUGAAUCUCCCCAACAAAACACAUCAUAAUAAAAUAAUCUCACAUAAUAUCCAGGACAUCUGCACCAAAAUCAAGAAAAUGGGGCCUAUUUUAAGACCAUUAAUAUUUUUUUUGUGUGUGUGAUAUAUGUAAUAAAGCUCUUUCAAAACAUACUGAUAUGCAUAUUUAAAAAAAAAAAAAAAUUCAAUGUAUUUUAAUUAAAAGUAUUUGUUAUAUAUAAAUAUAUACAUACAAAAUGUAGCUAUAAUACAUGUACAUAUUUAAAUGUUCUUAAUUUGUAGACAAGAAAAUGCAAAAAAAUUACUGCUUUAUGACUUCAUUUAUGACUGCUUGAUUGUUAACGUCUGUUUAAUGAUCACGAAUGUCUGACUCACUUGAUGAAUGAAUAAAGAUUGAUGAAAUAAAGAGGCGUGACCCAGA